CAGUAGGCUCUUCCUGCGGCCUCUUAUUCCUCUUGGUCCUGGCUCACUGCUGUCCGACUUGUGUGUGCAUCUCCUUCUCUCUUGUCACUCAUACAUUCGCUUGAGUACCCAGAUACUCACCAACACUCUCGCUCAUAAAGGGUUCGGUCUUUCUUGGAUCCCAUUCUCCCGAACCCCCUUGAAUAUUUGCCCAGCUGUCACUGUACCACAGUGUCGUUGUUUCGUUUCGUUUCAUCCACCAUGAAGUCCUUCGCUCUCGUUGCCAUGGCCGCUGGCCUGGCCUCCGCCACCGAGUGGCCAGACUGCAGCCAGAACAACUGCUACCGCAACAUGAUCCGUGAGGACAUUGCAGAGAUAGGCGUCGACUUCUGCUUCGAGUUCCUCGCCGGCACCACCACCGCCCCCGAGGCCAUCCCCACAGAGUACGUCAACUGUGACAACGAUGUCCACAGCGUCUCGUCCGUCUGCUCGUGCAUCACCUACACGGCCACCCACGAGCCUUCCCCCACCGAGGAGCCCUGCACAACCACCACCACCGAGGAGGAGCAAGGCCCAACAACCGAACCUUGCACUACCACAGAGGAGGAGACUCCUACCCAGGAGCCCGAGACCAGCACUCCCUGCGAGACCACCACUGAGGAGGAAACUGCUACUCAGGGGCCCGAGACCAGCACUCCAUGCACAACCACCGAGGGGCAGACUCCCACUCAGGAGACCACCACUCCUUGCGAGACCACCACCGAGCAGCACACUACUACCACGGAGACUCAGCCUACCACCACCGAUGAGGAGGACUGCGACGACUGCACACAGACCUCCUUCACCACUGUGACCUUGCCUUGCACCGAGUAUGACUGCACCAAGACCACGGAGGUGAACACUCCCACCGAGACUCCUACCUCUGAGGAGCACACUCCCACCGAGACUCCUACCUCCGAGGAGCACACUCCCACAGAGACUCCUACGUCCGAGGAGCACACUCCUACCGAGACGCCUACUUCCGACGAGCACACUCCCACUGAGACUCCUACCUCGGAUGAGCACACUCCCACUCCUACACCCACCAGUGAUGAGCACCCCACGACCACGCCUGCCACAGAGACCACCGAGUGGACGACCUCGACCAUUUACACCACCACCUGCAUCACCAAGACCGAGUGCCCUCCUGACACGCCUGACUGCCCCAACGGCGGGACCACCACUAUCACCUCGACCAUCCCCGUGACCACCACCGUCUGCCCCGUCACCUCGACCACUGACGAGCCCGAGGAGUCUCAUGAGUCCACCACUACUGUCCCCGAGGAGACUCAGGGACCCACCACCGUUCCCGAGGAGACCCAGGCGCCUAGCACCAGCCCCGAGGAGGAGCCUACCAAGGUCACCGAGACCCAGGAUGCUUCCACUACCCCCGAGGUCACCGCCACCACCACUGCGCCCCCCGAGACCACGGAGUGGACGACCUCGACCAUCUACACCACCACCUGCAUCACCAAGACCGAGUGCCCUCCUGACACGCCUGACUGCCCCAACGGCGGAACCACCACCAUUACAUCGACUAUUCCCUUGUCUACCACCGUCUGCCCUGUCACCUCGACCACUGACGAGCCUCAGCCGACUGAGACCCCUGAGGAGCCCUGCACCCCUGGUGCGCCUGGCUGCCCUGGCACUCCUGAGGAGCCAGAGACGCCUGAGACUCCUGAGCAGCCAGAGAUUCCCGAGCAGCCAGAGACCCCCGAGACCCCCGAACAGCCAGAGACUCCCGAGACUCCUGAACAGCCAGAAACCCCUGAGCAGCCAGAGACUCCUGAGCAGCCAGAGACUCCUGAGCAGCCAGAGACUCCUGAGCAGCCAGAGACUCCUGAGCAGCCAGAGACUCCUGAGCAGCCCGAACAGCCAUGCUCGCCUGGUACACCCGGCUGCCCCAUCGUGCCUCAGCCUUCGUGGUCGACCUCGAUCACCAUCCCCGAGCCCACUGGCACCGGUAGCCUUCCAACCCCCACCCCUACCGGACCUCCUCCCGCCUCUGGCGCCGCCGGCCGUCUCGUCGGUGUCGCUCAGGCUGUCAUCGCUGCUGUCGGUGUUGCCGUUUUCAUGCUGUAAAGUGUGAUAGUGAUCGCGCUGGAAAGAUCAACAAAAAAACAACGAAAAGGAAAAACAUGCAUUGUAGAUACGGUUUUUUUGGCUACCUGGAUUCUGGAGUUUGGAUGGACAUAAUGUCAUGACCCUUACUUCUUCUUGAUGGUCGCUGAUUAUCCAGUGGCUGGGAUUAUUUACUUAUUUUUAUUACCUUUCAAAUAGACCUUAAUGUUCUUGUUGAUAACGUCUCGUUGCUCGUGCCUCGGAU
Messenger RNA from Emericellopsis atlantica, 2344 nucleotides. RefSeq lists its product as uncharacterized. The record is from RefSeq and is a predicted model, not a curated record. Bases 241 to 2100 code for a protein of 619 amino acids. NCBI's taxonomy places the organism in Eukaryota, Fungi, Ascomycota, Sordariomycetes, Hypocreales, Bionectriaceae. The transcript has 2 exons.